CUCCCCUUCACACCGGCACUAUAAAAGCGCUCGAUUCCUGUUCGCGUUUCACAAUAGACUAGUCGGCGGAAAACCGAGAAAACUGUGAAAAUGUCGAAUGUGGAAGUAUCGACCAGCGGCAGCACGGCGCCGGCAGAGGUUUCUCCUCCGCGGAGACCUGCGAAAUUGACGGAGACCUUGAAACUUGAGCAUCAAUUCCUUCGCUUGCCCUUCGAGAAUUACAAGAAGACGAUCCGCAUAACCCAGCGCGCCUUCGAGAAAGACACCGCCGCCGUUAUCUCAGGAGUAGGAAAUGCCACGUACUCAGACAUAUCGCGAGACCACGCUGUUAACCAACUGAGUUCUUUCGUAUCGCGACUGCAAGGCCUCAAAAGGAAGUUGGCAGAAGGAGAUGAAACCUGUCAAGCGCAUGCACAGAGAUGUAGAGUUAGGCUGGAACAUAUGAAAUCUGGAACAGACGAUUCACCAGAGUGGAACCAAAUUCGCAUCAAGCGAGUUAUUGUGGAUCACAUGUUGCGAAUGUCAUAUUUUGAGACUGCUGCUAAAAUUGCUGAGUGCAGCCAAAUUCAGGAUCUUGUGGACAUAGCUGUGUUUCAAGAAGCAAAAACAAUUAUCGAUGCUCUUUAUGUGAGGAAUUUAGCCCCUGCUCUAUCAUGGUGUGCUGAAAACAAAUCUUGGUUGAAGAAAUCAAAGAGUAAACUUGAGUUUCAGUUGAGACUGCAGGAGUUCAUUGAGUUGGUAAGGUGUGGCAAGAGGAUGGCUGCCUUAACAUAUUGUCGGAAGCAUCUGGCUCCUUGGGCAGCUACUCAUUUUAAAGAAUUUCAACACUAUAUGGGAACCUUUGCUUUUAAAAGUACCACUCAGUGUGCUCGAUACAAGGUCCUGUAUCAAGAAGACCAAUGGGAUUUAUUGAUCGACAAUUUCAAACAGGAGUUCUACAAACUGUAUAACAUGACUCCCAUGUCUCUACUCGAAAUAUAUCUCCAAGCAGGCUUAUCUGCACUGAAAACACAAAUGUGCUACGAAGAACGCUGCCCCAAGGAAGACCCUCUAUCACAGGACACUUUCCGCACAUUAGCAGAGCCACUUCCGUACGCGAAACAGCAAAACUCGAUACUUAUUUGUUACAUAACCAAAGAGGUUAUGGAUCACGAGAACCCACCCCUCGUCUUGCCUAACGGCUGUGUUUACAGCACCAAGGCUCUCGUGGAGAUGGCUAGCCGAAAUAACGGCCAAAUCACCUGUCCGAGAUCAAAUGAAACUUAUCACUUCACCAUGGCAGAGAGGGCGUACAUAUCUUAACAAAAUUAGGUUCGUUCCGAAAACUUCUACACUUUUGCAAUCACCUCCAUUGUUGCUUCUUGUCUUUUAGUAGUCAGUCGUUUGGCAUCAUUGAAUUGCUUUUUGUUUGGCUAAGAAAUAAAUAAAACCAGGCUGGUAUGCCGGCGAUAAUGAAUCGGACCCAACUAUAAAAAUAACAAGACUUCCUUCUGCUGAUUCAAGAACAUGAACUGGUGAAAGUAAGUGUAGUGUUUUUUCCA
Molecule: messenger RNA, 1541 nt
Organism: Andrographis paniculata
Lineage: Eukaryota; Viridiplantae; Streptophyta; Magnoliopsida; Lamiales; Acanthaceae
Product: protein MAEA homolog
Exons: 7
Coding region: 91-1302 (403 amino acids)
Biological process (GO): proteasome-mediated ubiquitin-dependent protein catabolic process
Cellular component (GO): cytoplasm; nucleus; GID complex
Molecular function (GO): ubiquitin protein ligase activity
Source: RefSeq, a predicted model, not a curated record